AUGUACCAGUCACCACCGCGACGGCCCACUUCUACUCCCAAGCCGACUCCGGUGAAGCGGUUAACUUUACCUACCGCUCCCGUUGAGUCGGCAAUGAAUACAGCUGUUGCCGCGGCUGCUAAGCGGAAAGCCGUCACACCACCAGACGACCACCCUGCUAAGUCGAAGCCGCCUGCUCCAACAAUCCCGCCACCUGCUGCAGAGGAGGACGUAGACCCGUGGGAGUUGGCCUUGGGAAAACUCAAGAGACAAUUCCGGGACUACGUCCAAGGGGAUACAACAGACACGAAGACGUUGAGAGGCCAGAAAUGGAAGCCACUGCCGGAUGGGACUCACUACGAGCUGCACACCCUACGGUUCAACGACGUGACGGGACUUGUUAGUGAACCAGUAAAACGUAAAAAGAUGGCGGAGUCCCAGGGUGAAGCAGACGAUACCGACAACCAGCUGGUCCCUGUGGAGGAAAUCAGUGAAAGACUGGAAGAUCUAUCUCUGACGUCAGCAGACGGUUCUCAUUUGCCAGAAUUAUCUAACUCAUCGCCCAUUGUAUGCGUUGGUCAAACAGAAGAUAUCAAGUCGUCACGUCAGAGAGACCAUCUGAUAAAGAAAAUAGACGACGCUCACGAGGUAUUUAUAAAAACUGAGGGCUUUAAACAUGCUAGAGAUUACUUGGGAGAUGAGCAUCAACAUCAAUUAAUACUUCUUGAUGCCCCAGGAUGCGGUAAAACAACUAUAUCUCUUAUGCUGAUGCGAGAAUACAUAAAGAAAGACUACAGCUACCAUUUCAUAGACUCCAUUGACAACUAUUGUAAUAUUGUCGAUAUGGUGGACACUAACACAUCAAAUAUCUUAGUAUUUGAUGACUUUUUUGGAAGAAGUGGAUUAUUUGACAUUGACAAGUGGAUAAAAGUUCUGAGAGAUCUCGAUGUUAUGUUUAUGAAAGCAGCUGAAGAGACACCACAGAACGUAAAUAAAACUGAUCUGAAAGUUAUUUUCACUUCACGUGGUUAUAUUUUCAAGAAGGCUCAACCAUACCUGGACGAAUAUGCAAACACGAUCAUGAAACAAUCAAAUGUGGUUGAUUUGUCAACAUUUCAUCUAAACGAAACUGAAAGGAAGGAUAUGCUGUUAUCUCACUGUAAGGUUGCAGAAGUAGCAGUGCAAGAUGAUCUUGUUAAGACAAUAGUGAAUCAAACUGAAAACAUUAUUGGCUUUCCGUAUUGUUGUAAGAUGUUCCUAGUGGACAAGAUGUUUCAAAGGCACCCUGAAAAACUUUUCUCUAAUCCCUUUGUCUACUUCAAGAAAAAUUUAAGUACAUUACUGCUAUCUGGAAAUAAUCGAGAACAAGGAGCAGCUUUGGUUCUAACAGUUCUGUUAGAUGGAAAGCUAAAGGUGCCAGAUCUAUAUCCACAAACACGGAAACGCCCUGACAUGGAGGAAUAUAUGAACUGUUUAGUUCAUCUCAGCAUGCCUAACAUGCCAGAAGAGAUUAUCAAGGGUGCAAAGUCCCUGAAUGGUACAUAUUUAAACAUUGAACACAAAACGUAUGUUUUCUGCCACCCAACACUGUAUGACGCCAUUGCAUGUAUUAUGGCAGAACAUUAUCCAAACGUUGUUUUACAGUACUGCACAAUGAAGUUUAUACAAGAAUUUCUUCAGCUACAGACAAAACGUGAAGAAUACACAGCUGUAUCUUCAUAUGAUUACAGUUGUUCUGUUUCUAUUCCUAUCGAACAUUCAGACAUGUUUGUUUGGCGUUUUGUCACUGAAAUAAAUCAGUGCAACUACAGUGAAACACUUCAGCAUGAUGUUCUGAGACAAGAUAAUUUUGUUGACGAACUUAUUGAAAAACUUAGAGAGGAAAGUGCUUUCCCAGAGAUGUUUCACAAAACUGACAAAACACAUGGUCAGAGUUUCCUAUUUUGGGCCACUCUUCUUUCACCACCAUAUAUUGUGAACGUUAUAUUUGGACAUUGCAGCUUUGAGGAAGAUGAAUUACUUGAAGGAUUUCUUGGAUGUGCCAUAAGUGGUAAUACCAGAUCGCUGGAUGUCCUCACUGAAAACUGUACAUCCAGUUUUGUCCUUGAUCGUGUUAGAUCAGCAACAAUUGGAGAUAUACUGCAAACUGAAUCGAAUGCAGAAAAACAUAUGCAUGCAUUGUCUGUUCCAAGUGAGAGAAAGGACCAGAAUUUGUCAAACAAUCCUUUUCUUGGUGGCCAAAACGAUGGUCUUUUACAUCAAGCAAGCAUCCAUGCCCAUUGCGAUGUUGUGAAAAGGUUUCUGAAAUUAGGAUGUCCAGUAGAUGCUCGUGGUGAACUUGGAAGAACUCCUUUAAUGUACGCAAGCAGACUUGGCCAUGAAAAAGUGGCUGACAUACUGCUAAAAGCUGGUGCCGACAUUAAUAUUAUGGAUGAAGAAAGAGCAUGCGCACUUCAUCUCGCUGCUCGUGGUGGACACAUAAAUGUGGCAAAAAUAUUCCUUGAAAACGGUGUCAACAUAAACGAGAAGGGAGAGCAUGAUAGAACGCCGUUGUUAUAUGCUUGCAGAUAUGGAUAUCCCGAAUUUGUAAAGUUUUGUCUCGAGAACGGGGGAGACACCUCAUUGAAGUGUAAUACUGAUUCCUGCUUACAUCUGGCUUGUAAAUCUGGGAAUCUUAAGACAGUGAAAAUUCUUCUAGAUAAGGGCAUGGAUAUUAAUCAACCAGGGCAAUUUAGACGUACACCAAUAAUGUAUGCUUGUCGACAUGGACACUUGGAUAUUGUCAAUCAUAUGAGGUUGAAAGAAGCUGAUUUGAAGGUUGUAGACGAUCGGGGAGAGGACAUAUUCCACCUGUCUGUACUUAGUGGGAAUGUUGAUCUUAUAAAGAAAAUGCUGCCUCGUGAUGCAACCAUAGAAUCUGUAUGUGACUCAAAGCACAGGUCACCAUUUGAAAAGGCAAGCGCAAAGGGGCACUAUGACAUGCUCAAAUAUUUUAUUGACAACAAGAAGGAAUUAGUUCCAGUGCCAUUAUGUCUUAUGUCUGCCUGCUACAAUGGUCACAUGACAUUAAUCAAGAUGCUGAUUGAUAUGGUGGAUGAUAUCAAUGUAAAGGGUGAAAAGGGCCGAACAGCAUUGAUAUGUGCAUGUCUUGGAGGUCAGACAGAAACUGCAGAAUUACUCAUUUCCAAACAAGCUGAUGUCCAUCUUGUCGAUGACUAUGACAUUAACUGUUGGCAGUAUGCCUGUGAGACCGGAAGAGUAGAUUUGGUGAAGCUGCUUCUGAAGCAAAGAUUUACCGUGAACACUCCAUGUCAGAACGGGAUGACGUCUUUAAUGUGUGCCUGCAAACGAAACCAUAAAGAUCUUUUUGAAUUUCUCAUUGAAUAUGAUAGAAAUGCGCUUUAUACACUAGAUAAGUUUGGUUUAACGUGUCUUCAUCACAGCUGUGUUGGAAAACACGACAAUCCACAAAUACUGGAAAUGCUGUUUGACCUUGGGAUGAAUAAUGUCAACUGUAUAGACUAUGGUUUGCAGACACCAGCCAUGUAUGCGAGCAGGAAUGGUCUUAGAAACCUACUUCACUCUCUUGUUGAACAUGGGGCUGACCUGAAGCUGGAGGAUAAAAAUGGACAAACCUGUCUCCAUUAUGCUUGCUUUUCAAAGAAUGAGAAUAUCAUUAGAUAUCUGGUUGGUUGCAGAGUUUAUAUUAACUGUGAGGACAACAAAAAGACGACACCUCUUAUGACGGCCUGUUUCAGAGGAAAUCCUAUUGCAGUUGAUGUUCUGCUUGAGUUAGGUGCUGAUACCACCAAACUGAAUAUCUAUACUGAAGCGUGUGUUCACACGGUGUGCAGAGUAGGACAUGUUCAGGUUGUGGAGGUUCUUGUGCGUCAUGAUGUUGAUAUGGAGAUGAAAGGAAAGUAUGGUCGAACGCCUUUCAUGUACGCGUGUCAGCAUGGGAAGAGUGACGUUGUUGACUACCUACGCGAGGUCAGUGUUGACGUAUUGGCAGAAGAUGAAAAUGGCGCCAAUAGCCUUCACCUCUGUUGUAUGGGUAAGGACAAUGACUGUUCCAUUCCGAGGAAGCUACUUCAGUUUGGUAUCAACGUCAACAGUCGAGAUAAAAAUGGAAUGACUCCUAUUAUGCAAGCAUCUUCUCAUGGAAACUGCCUACUUUUUGAUUUUCUGUAUUCACAAGGAGCAAACAUUGCAUUUCAAGACAGGUGGAGAAAUAACUGUUACUACUUUGCAUUAAAGGGAGGACACAAUGAGCUGGCAGAGAAAAUAAGACAUCUACGCUAA
Molecule: messenger RNA, 4281 nt
Organism: Gigantopelta aegis
Lineage: Eukaryota; Metazoa; Mollusca; Gastropoda; Neomphalida; Peltospiridae
Exons: 4
Coding region: 1-4281 (1426 amino acids)
Molecular function (GO): protein binding
Source: RefSeq, a predicted model, not a curated record